Molecule: messenger RNA, 913 nt
Organism: Seriola dumerili (greater amberjack)
Lineage: Eukaryota; Metazoa; Chordata; Actinopteri; Carangiformes; Carangidae
Gene: rnf151
Product: ring finger protein 151
Exons: 4
Coding region: 64-804 (246 amino acids)
Biological process (GO): regulation of canonical NF-kappaB signal transduction; positive regulation of JNK cascade
Cellular component (GO): plasma membrane signaling receptor complex
Molecular function (GO): zinc ion binding
Source: RefSeq, a predicted model, not a curated record
AGAGGAUCGAUAUGGAGUGAACCAGCGCCGGGAAUGGAAACACGUUGAGGACAGGAGAUUAAUAUGGCGGAUCCAGAGGUGUCAUCACAGAGCGGGGGCUACGAUGUGGAGCUGUUUGUGGACACCCCAGACUACGAUCUGAUCUGCACCAUCUGCCAGGGGGUCCUCAGGUGUCCAGUGAGAGCUGCAUGCCACCACAUCUUCUGCAAGAAAUGCAUCCUACAGUGGCUCAAGAGGCAGGAGACCUGUCCCUGCUGUAGAAAGCCUGUUAACCCGAGCUUGAUCUUUGUCAUGUUCAAGCUGAGCAAAUCUAUUGGACGCAUGAAGAUCAAGUGUAAGAAUGAGAUCCGUGGUUGUGCAGAGACCUUCCCCCUCUCUGAGCAGUACUGCCACAGUAUGAGCUGUCUGUAUGAGCUCAUCCCCUGUCCGUACCAGGGCUGCCGGGCGCAGCUACUGCGCAGAGACCUGGACACCCAUGCACGCCACUGCGAACAUUGGCGGCAGCCCUGCCACAUGGGCUGUGGGACGAUACUCUCCCACCGCAACCAGGCUGAACACAACUGCUAUAAGCAACUGAGGCAAGAAUAUGAAGCCAGACAAAGAAACCACAGGGCCAUCGCCACUGCCCUGCAGAGGAAGAUGAGGAGGAUGCAGAGCACCAUGGCCCACAUGAAGAGGCAGAUAGGGUUAAUCUGUGAGAGCCUGGAGGUGAUGGAUGAUCUACAUGAAGUAGAAGAGGAGGACCUCGGAGAGAGCAGCAGCAGCUCCAGUGGGACUCCAAGUAGCAACAACAGCAACUGUUGAGGGACGAGUCAGUUACUGCUGCUGCUGCUGGUUGGUUACUGCUGUGUAUAAUUUCCGCAUGUGCUCAUCUCUUUGAAGGUGUGUGUUUUUAAUAUGUAGGUAGGAUAAA